GGAUCAAUUGCAAACGGUACCACCAUUACUUCAUUGGUAAACAAGAUCCAUGGCAUGGGCGUUUAUCUCUAUUGCUAUAUCUUCCUCUCGUCUCUUUAGUUAACUGAUGACGAGGUGAAAAUGGCGGAUCUUUCGAAAUCCAACCCCGGCCUGAAAAUAGAAACGUAGCUAGCUCGCUGGUCGUUUUCAUAGUGCUGCUCCUGUCACCAAUGGAUGAUUUUGACAGGCUGCUUAGUUGAGAAAACAAGAAUCAGCCCCCAACCAUAUAUCUUAUAGAACAUUGAGAAGAUGGAACAUCGAUACCCCAUAGUUUAUCGACUUGUAUAGUGUACCAUCUGUCUUAUUUGGAGUACGGCGGAGCGACUGUUUUGAGCUGAGUGUAAACCUGGAGACAUGGACGUGGUGUCGCCAGAGCUGAACAUCCUCCUCCCUGACGAGAUAAUGGACACCGAGGCCAUCGUCAUGGAUGACGACCCACCCACCGAGUUCCCUGCGGCGUCUGGCCAAUCACAGCCCAGCGACGAUGCACCAAUCCCCAUGGAAACAGAUGUUCUCGCCGUCCAAGAGAUCGUUAGCCUGUGUUCGGAUGCUCCUCCGACCCAGCGGACUCAGGCCCUGACCACCUCCAUCACCACAGACUCCACCCUCUGUAGCACCACCUCUGCCACUCAGCUCCUCCUCACCCCAUCCAUAGCUUCAUCCUCCCCCCUUACACUCCGACCUGCCACAACCUCCACCCUCACAUCCGCCACCCCCAAAACCACUACCAGCCUGGGUGGGGUCAGUCUCACCUCGGGGGGCUUACAGAAGCUCUCAGCCAACCACCAGAUCAUCCUCAAUAAGGUGGCCUCAUCCCCGGGAGCAGACACCACCAGGUCCCCAGGCACCACCACUAUCACUCCAGGGGGCCAGAAGUUCAUGGUGACGGCCAUAGGCAAGUCAGGCCAGUCUAUUGUGCUGCAGCUGCCCCACACGGGCUCCAAGCCUGGCUCAGGGCAGGGGGAGGCCAAGGCCAACCCGCAGCAUUUCAAGGUGCUGACGAUAGGGGGGAGGACAGACCUGAAGCCGGUCAUGGUGGGGCAGGCGGUCAGCUCGGCCAGUCAGAUGUCCACCCUGCAGGCCCAGCAGCUGAAGACUGUUCAGAUUGCAAAGAAAACGCAGGUGUCGUCAGCUGGACCAAUCAAGUUCAUCAUCACUAAAGCUGUCAACAACAAAGGUCUGACCGCCCAGACAUCAGUAUCCAAUGUCAUUACAGGUCGAGUCCUGUCCACGAGCAGCCCAGUGACCCCCCCGCGGACCAUCACUCUCUCUGAGACCCUCAGCUCCAACAGCAAGAUUGCCAUCUCCCCCCUCAAGUCACCUAGCAAAUUGACGAUGGUGUCGGUGGCCUCCCAGGUACCCAACUCCCCUCAGAAGUCAGUGUCUCUGCCGCUCAACAUGGCCCACCUGGGACAGCAGAUACUAGUACAACAGUCUACAGCCACCUCUCCAGCCAAGCCCAUGAAGCCGGUGCAGACUGUGACGGUGGGCGGCCCCCAGUUUAAGACCAUCUUCCCCCUGUCCACCUCGUCCAACGUGCAGCAGAUCCAGGUGCCCGGCAGCCGCUUCCACUACGUCAGGCUGGUCACUGCCACCACGGGCAGCAGCACGGGACAGGCCGGCAGCCACUGCACCAACUCAUCCAUGACCGCCAAGCCUAUGGUGGUCAACACAGCCCAAGUCAGGAUGUCUGUCCCCAUCAUCCCAGCACAGACCAUGAAGCAGGUGGUGCCCAAGCCCCUGACGUCGUCGGGCCAGGUGCUGACAACUCAGACCCAGCAGAGGUUGAUCAUGCCCGCCACGCCGCUGCCCCAAAUCCAGCCCAACCUCACCAACCUACCCCCGGGCACCAUGCUGGCGCCUGGUUCUGGGAACAUGGGCUAUACUGUGCUGCCCGCACAUUAUGUCACGCAGCUCCAACAGUCUGCGUAUGUGACUUUGGCCAGCAGCUCUGGGUUCCCCACCCCUACAGGCAUCCAGACUCAGGCCAGACUGCCUCUCAAUGGCUUAUCAACUUCAGACGCUGCCUCCAGACCACGGAAGCCCUGCAACUGCAACAAGUCUCAGUGUCUCAAACUGUACUGUGACUGCUUUGCCAACGGGGAGUUCUGUCAGAGCUGUAACUGUACCAACUGCUUCAACAACCUGGAACACGAGACCGAGCGAGCUAAAGCCAUCAAGGCGUGUCUGGACCGUAACCCGGAGGCAUUCAAGCCGAAGAUCGGUAAAGGUAAAGAGGGCGAGUCGGACCGCAGACACAGCAAAGGCUGCAACUGUAAACGCUCGGGAUGUCUGAAGAACUACUGCGAGUGUUACGAGGCCAAGAUCAUGUGCUCGUCUACCUGUAAGUGUGUUGGCUGUAAGAACUUUGAGGAGAGCCCUGAGAGGAAGACUCUGAUGCACCUGGCCGACGCAGCUGAGGUGAGAGUUCAACAGCAGACGGCAGCCAAGACCAAGCUGUCGUCGCAGAUCUCGGACCUGUUCACAAGGACCACCCCGGCCAUCACCAGCGGAGGGGGGAGGAUGCCCUUUACAUUUGUGACGAAGGAGGUGGCAGAGGCCACGUGUGAGUGUCUGCUGGAGCAGGCUGAGCAGGCAGAGCUGAUCCAGCAGCCCCAGGCCACCGCAGAGAGGAUGAUCCUGGAGGAGUUUGGACGCUGCCUCAUGAGGAUCAUCAGCUCAGCGGGCAAGACGGACUGUCCCUCCAUCAACUGCUAGGCCAGGUCCAUGGGUUCGCUGUCUGUAUGUCUCUCACCCAGCCCAGUGAAAACUAGUGCUGGGAGACUAGAAGGGAAUAGUGGCCUCCUCUCUCCCCCAGCUUGAGAGCUAAACAUUAGGACUGGUGAGUGGUAGUGGUCCUUGGUUUCUCUGCCUCCCGGGCUGGCUAGCUAGCCGCCCAGUCUCAGAGAUGAGCAGUGGGUCUGGGAGAUGAGGGGAGUCGGCCAUGGGCGCCGUCUCUCUUGCCCACCCUCUGGGCAAAGCAUUGGGAGAGGAGUGGACUGUCUGUCUGCUCCACUUACUGCUAGCCAUGCCCAUGUGCUUUCUCUCCCAUCCCCAUAGUGCUAGCAUUGGAUAGGGUGGAGAGUGGUGCACAGUCCCAUCAAUUGUUAGCUAGCUAGACCCAGCCAGCACCAGGAGGCAUGGACAGUCCUGAGCACUGCGCACCGUUUAACCACCCUCAUAGAUCUAGUGUUGGGAGGACAUGCAUUUCUCUGGAGCUGGUGCUUCUCCUUCACAGUUAGUGGGAAUAGCCUUUGCAUAGCCUUGGCUGAAGGAAGGGGCUGUCCCCAUGCCCCCAGCCCCCCUGAAAAAAUAAGGAUUGUGGGAGAGACUCGCCAGAGAAAGAGGUGCAAGGGGGAACAGACAAAUGUUUGUUUGUGUUUUG
This is a messenger RNA of Oncorhynchus keta (chum salmon), 3424 nucleotides long. Its product is annotated as protein lin-54 homolog. NCBI's taxonomy places the organism in Eukaryota, Metazoa, Chordata, Actinopteri, Salmoniformes, Salmonidae. Gene Ontology annotation, biological process: regulation of DNA-templated transcription. Gene Ontology annotation, cellular component: nucleus. The coding region runs from base 394 to 2757 and encodes 787 amino acids. The transcript is spliced from 14 exons. The record is from RefSeq and is a predicted model, not a curated record.